UCACUUAAUACUACAAGUUCUCUUCUUUUGCUCAUGUGAAGCUAGCGAUAAAGAUACGGCCUUUUUUCGUUACUUGAUUCACGGGUUACAAGCCGCUUCAUGCGGUUUCCGGUUUUUCCCUCGGCAAACAUUGUACUUUUUCUCCCUUUUUUUCAGUUCUUGUGAUCUGCAACCGCCGCGCUUUUUUUCAGCAAGCCUCACUAAUUACUUCUACUAAUUAUUGAUUAGAAGAGAACAUCCCGGUGGAGGAGGUCUUCCAGAGUCUCAAAUGCACCAAGCAAGGCCUCUCCAUCGAGGAGGCAGAGGAGCGCAUCGCCGUCUUCGGACCCAACAAGCUCGAGGAGAAGAAGGAGAGCAAGCUGCUCAAGUUCUUAGGGUUCAUGUGGAACCCGCUGUCGUGGGUGAUGGAGGCAGCGGCGAUCAUGGCCAUCGCGCUAGCCAUGCCGCCGCCGCCGGACUGGCAGGACUUCAUCGGCAUCGUGGCGCUGCUGCUGAUCAACUCCGGCAUCUCCUACUGGGAGGAGAGCAACGCCGGCAGCGCGGCCGAGGCGCUCAUGGCCAACCUCGCGCCCAAGACCAAGGUGCUCCGCGACGGCCGAUGGAGCGAGAAGGACGCGGCGGUGCUCGUCCCCGGCGACGUCAUCAGCAUCAAGCUCGGCGACAUCGUCCCGGCCGACGCGCGCCUACUCGAGGGCGACCCGCUCAAGAUCGACCAGUCGGCGCUCACCGGCGAGUCGCUGCCGGUCACCAAGAACCCUGGCGACAGCGUCUACUCGGGCUCCACCUGCAAGCAGGGCGAGAUCGAUGCCGUCGUCAUCGCCACCGGCGUUCACACCUUCUUCGGUAAGGCGGCACACCUCGUCGACAGCACCAACCAGGUCGGCCACUUCCAGAAGGUGCUCAAGGCCAUCGGCAACUUCUGCAUCGCCGCCAUCACCGUCGGCAUUGUCGUCGAGAUCAUCGUCAUGUACCUCGUCCAACACCGCCGGUACCGCGAAGGCAUCGAUAACCUCCUGGUGCUCCUCAUCGGCGGCAUCCCCAUCGCGAUGCCCACCGUGCUCUCCGUCACCAUGGCCAUCGGCUCGCACCGGCUGUCGCUGCAGGGCGCCAUCACCAAGCGCAUGACCGCCAUCGAGGAGAUGGCUGGCAUGGACGUGCUCUGCAGCGACAAGACGGGCACGCUCACCCUCAACAAGCUCAACGUCGACCCCGACCUCAUCGAGAUCUUCGUCAAGGGCAUCAACAACGAUGACGUCCUCCUGCUCGCCGCCAGGGCCUCGAGGAUCGAGAACCAGGACGCCAUCGACGCCGCCAUGGUCGGCAGGCUCGCGGACCCCACGGAGGCCAGGGCCGGCAUCAAGGAGGUGCACUUCCUCCCCUUCAACCCCGUCGACAAGCGCACCGCCCUCACCUACACCAACCUCGACGACGGCAGCUGGCACCGCGUCAGCAAGGGCGCCCCCGAGCAGAUCCUGACCCUGUGCAACUGCGGACAGGAUGUGAAGAAGAAGGUGCACGCCGUGAUCGACAAGUACGCCGAGCGCGGCCUGCGAUCUCUCGCAGUCGCCAGACAGGAGGUACCGGAGAAGAGCAAGGACAGCCCCGGCGAUCCAUGGCAGUUCGUCGCCCUGCUUCCCCUCUUCGACCCGCCGAGGCAUGACAGCGCCGAGACCAUCAAGAAGGCGCUCAACCUCGGCGUCAAUGUCAAGAUGAUCACUGGUGAUCAACUUGCCAUUGCUAAGGAGACCGGCAGGAGGCUCGGGAUGGGCACGAACAUGUACCCCUCGUCGGCGCUGCUCGGGCAGUGCAAAGAUGAAUCCAUUGCCUCCAUGCCUGUGGACGAUUUGAUCGAGAAGGCCGACGGCUUUGCCGGCGUCUUCCCCGAGCACAAGUACGAGAUCGUAAAAAGACUGCAGGAGAGGAAGCACAUCUGCGGGAUGACCGGAGACGGCGUGAACGACGCGCCCGCGCUGAAGAAGGCGGACAUCGGGAUCGCCGUUGCAGACGCGACCGACGCGGCCAGGAGCGCAUCAGACAUUGUGCUGACUGAACCCGGGCUCAGCGUGAUCAUCAGCGCCGUGCUCACUAGCCGGUCUAUCUUCCAGAGGAUGAAGAACUACACUAUUUACGCGGUGUCUAUAACAAUUCGUAUCGUGCUCGGGUUCAUGCUGAUCGCGCUGAUCUGGAAGUUUGAUUUCUCACCGUUCAUGAUCCUUGUCAUAGCCAUCCUCAACGACGGCACGAUCAUGACGAUCUCCAAGGACCGGGUGAAGCCAUCCCCGCACCCGGACAGCUGGAAGCUCAACGAGAUCUUCUUCACCGGCAUCGUCUACGGGUCCUACCUCGCCGUCAUGACCGUCAUCUUCUUCUGGGCCAUGCGGAGCACCGACUUCUUCUCGAGCAUGUUCCACGUGAGGCCGCUGCACGGCAGCCGGGAUGAGAUGAUGUCGGCGCUGUACCUGCAGGUGAGCAUCAUCAGCCAGGCGCUCAUCUUCGUGACGCGUUCCCGCGGCUUGUGCUUCGUCGAGCGCCCCGGGUUCCUCCUCUGCCUCUCUUUCGUCCUCGCACAGAUCAUUGCCACUCUUCUCGCGGUGUACGCCAACUUCGGGUUCGCGCACAUCCGUGGCGUCGGGUGGGGCUGGGCGGGCGUGAUCUGGCUGUACAGCGUCGUCACCUUCCUGCCCCUCGACGUGUUCAAGUUCGGCAUCCGAUACGCGCUGAGCGGGAAGGCGUGGGACACGCUGUUCGAGCACAAGAUCGCGUUCACGAGCAAGAAGGACUACGGCCGGGAGGAGCGGGAGGCGCAGUGGGCGUCGGCGCAGAGGACGCUGCACGGCCUGCAGACGCCGGAGCUGGCGGGCAUCCUCAACGAGCGCAGCAGCUACAGGGAGCUCUCGGAGAUCACCGAGCAGGCCAAGCGCCGCGCCGAGGUCGCAAGGCUGCGGGAGCUGAGCACGCUCAAGGGGCAGAUGGAGUCGGUGGUGAAGCUCAAGGGCCUCGACAUUGAAGGCAUCCAGCAGCACUACACCGUAUGAUUGACUAACCGGACCCGACGGACGCCACCGCUCCGUGCCCGUUGCGAAUUUUCAGCGGCGGCGCCAAGCGGAUCGACGUUGUCGCCGCCUGUAACUGAAUUCACAAUGUCCGUCCGUCUCCAUCCUAGGUGGCGUGUAAGCUUUGUUUUUUAUAUUAUUUUUGGUUAACCACUACAGUUUCCAUUACCAUUUGGGAGGUGCAAACUAGCAUGCCUCUUUGCCACAGCGUGUAGUAU
Molecule: messenger RNA, 3271 nt
Organism: Phragmites australis (common reed)
Lineage: Eukaryota; Viridiplantae; Streptophyta; Magnoliopsida; Poales; Poaceae
Product: plasma membrane ATPase-like
Exons: 11
Coding region: 381-3035 (884 amino acids)
Biological process (GO): regulation of intracellular pH; proton export across plasma membrane
Cellular component (GO): plasma membrane
Molecular function (GO): ATP hydrolysis activity; ATP binding; P-type proton-exporting transporter activity
Source: RefSeq, a predicted model, not a curated record